This is a messenger RNA of Ceratotherium simum simum (southern white rhinoceros), 2473 nucleotides long. RefSeq names its product cytochrome P450 family 26 subfamily A member 1 (gene CYP26A1). Gene Ontology annotation, molecular function: heme binding; iron ion binding; oxidoreductase activity, acting on paired donors, with incorporation or reduction of molecular oxygen. The record is from RefSeq and is a predicted model, not a curated record. Gene Ontology annotation, biological process: sterol metabolic process. NCBI's taxonomy places the organism in Eukaryota, Metazoa, Chordata, Mammalia, Perissodactyla, Rhinocerotidae.
GCUUCCCUAGCAGGUGGAAGGGAGCCCAUGCGGCGCCUGUAAACGGAAAACCAGUGAAGGCAGCUCUGGGCUGCGACCGCCCGUCGGACCCGGCGGGAGGGAUUCCAAAGGGACCACCAGCAAGCCCAGAGCUCAGAGUUCCCGCUGCUUGGAGCCGGGGUCGGCCCCUGGCGCCAUCUCGGAGCUCCGCACACCUUGUAUGGGGGAGGCAGGCUGCUCCUAGCCCCGCACCCCAGGAGGCGCGCUCCGAGGGAAGCCGCCAACGCGCCGCCUCUGCCUCGGCGCGGAACAAACGGUUAAAGAUUUUGGGCAGCGCCUCGCGGGAGGGAGGAGCCAGGGGCCCAAUCCGCAAUUAAAGAUGAACUUUGGGUGAACUAAUUUGACCAAGGUAACGUGGGCAGCAACCUGGGUCGCCUAUAAAGCGGGCGCGCGGCGGGGUUCGGAGGGCUGGCGGCGGCGGCAGGUGGCGCGGGAGGCCACGGCGCGCCAUGGGGCUCCUGGCACUGCUGGCCAGUGCGCUCUGCACCUUCGUGCUGCCGCUGCUGCUCUUCCUGGCCGCGAUCAAGCUCUGGGACCUGUACUGCGUGAGCAGCCGCGACCGCAGCUGCGCCCUCCCUUUGCCCCCUGGAACUAUGGGCUUCCCCUUCUUUGGGGAAACAUUGCAGAUGGUGCUACAGCGAAGGAAGUUCCUGCAGAUGAAGCGCAGGAAAUACGGCUUCAUCUACAAGACGCAUCUGUUCGGACGGCCCACAGUGCGGGUGAUGGGCGCUGACAACGUGCGGCGCAUCUUGCUCGGGGAGCACCGGCUGGUGUCGGUCCACUGGCCUGCGUCGGUGCGCACCAUCCUGGGCUCCGGCUGCCUUUCCAACCUGCACGACUCCUCGCACAAGGAGCGCAAGAAGGUGAUUAUGCGGGCCUUCAGCCGAGAGGCGCUACAAUGCUACGUGCCGGUGAUCGCGGAGGAAGUAGGCAAUAGCCUGGAGCAAUGGCUGAGCUGUGGCGAGCGCGGCCUCCUGGUCUACCCCCAGGUGAAGCGCCUCAUGUUCCGCAUCGCCAUGCGCAUCUUGCUGGGCUGCGAGUCCCGGCUGGCGAGCGGCGGGGACGCUGAGCAGCAGCUGGUGGAGGCCUUCGAGGAAAUGACCCGCAAUCUUUUCUCGUUGCCCAUCGACGUGCCCUUCAGCGGGCUGUACCGGGGCGUGAAGGCGCGGAACCUCAUCCACGCACGCAUCGAGGAGAACAUUCGCGCUAAGAUCCGCGGGCUGCGGGCGGCGGAGGCGGGCGGGGGCUGCAAAGAUGCCCUGCAGCUUUUGAUCGAGCACUCGUGGGAGAGGGGAGAGAGGCUGGACAUGCAGGCACUAAAGCAAUCGUCAACCGAACUCCUCUUUGGAGGACACGAAACCACUGCCAGUGCAGCCACCUCUCUGAUCACUUACCUGGGGCUCUACCCGCAUGUUCUCCAGAAAGUUCGAGAAGAGCUGAAGAGUAAGGGUUUACUUUGCAAGAGCAAUCAAGACAACAAGUUGGACAUGGAAAUUUUGGAACAGCUUAAAUACAUUGGGUGUGUUAUUAAAGAGACCCUUCGACUGAAUCCCCCAGUUCCAGGAGGGUUUCGAGUUGCCCUUAAGACUUUUGAAUUAAAUGGAUACCAGAUUCCCAAGGGCUGGAAUGUUAUCUACAGUAUCUGUGAUACUCACGAUGUGGCAGAUAUCUUCACCAACAAGGAGGCAUUUAAUCCUGACCGAUUUAUGCUGCCUCACCCAGAGGAUGCUUCCAGGUUCAGCUUCAUUCCAUUUGGAGGAGGCCUUAGGAGCUGUGUAGGGAAAGAGUUUGCAAAAAUUCUUCUCAAAAUAUUUACAGUGGAGCUGGCCAGGCAUUGUGACUGGCGCCUUCUAAAUGGACCUCCUACAAUGAAAACCAGUCCCACCGUGUACCCUGUGGACGAUCUCCCGGCAAGGUUCACCCGUUUCCAGGGGGAAAUCUGAUGGGUGUGAAUGCCCAGACCUCAGGCUUAUUUGAAGUGUACACAUGAGUUUUUACAUAGUGUCCUGUUGAUUUUAUUAUAUUUAAUUGCAAAAUAUAUAUUAUAAUAUUUAUAUGUCUCUACUACAGUACCACAGUCUUUAAAUAUUAAAAUAAUGAAUUUGGAUAGUUUCCAAAUAAAUUAAAAUUUGAAGGUGCUUGUCUUGCAUUUAAGAUUCCUGUGGGGGAAAACUCACCGGUUUUGUAUUUGUAUAUUUAACUAGAUUUGUAAAUGUCUACAUGCGUGGUUUUGUCAUCUGUGCAUAUCUAUUUUCUAUGAGGAAGAAACUUUAGCUGUUUUUUCUCUUAACAAUUAGAAAUAUAUAUUAUAUGUGUGUGUGUGUGAGUUACUCCAAAGGUAACUUUGUAAAUUUUUCUAUGGUACUUUAGAUACCCUAUUUGGAAACUUUAUCCAAGUUAAUUUUAGAUUUUUUUUUGUUUGCUUUACGUUAGA